AUGGAUGAUACAUUUACAGAUAAUCUUUUUUCGUUAAAAAAUGAAGAAUUCUAUACAUUUAUUCAACAAUUAGUUGGACAACAAAUAGUAGAUGUCUUGAAAUUUCAAUCAAUAACAUCUACACAAUCUUUAAUUCGAAAUCCAGAUAUAUUUGAAAUAUUUAAUAUGAAAUGUUCAGAGCCUAGUUUCUUAUUAAUUAGAGAAAAAUCAUGUUUGCAGCUCGAUGAUGGUCAAUUUAUUAACUUGGUUCUUUAUUAUCAACGAAUUGAUAAUGAUAAUAAUAAUAAUGAAGAUAAAUAUUGUUUUUUAAAAGAGUUUAUUGAUACAAUAACUAGCAAUUUAACAAAGUCUGGGACUGGUUUUCGAUAUAGCGACCAAAUCAAGAACUUUGCUUUAUCAUUAUAUAUACUAGGUGGAAAAUUAACAUAUGAAUUCAUUCGAUUAAAUUUGCCAGGCUCUCUACCGAAUUUAACUAUGUUAAAUAAAUUAAUUUCCAAGUCAGAUUCAAAAAUUAAUGAAGGAGAAUUACGAUUUGAUCAACUUCAAAAACAUUUUGAUCAACUUAAUAUUCAAUAUGCAUUCGGCUCUGAAGAUGCUACCGGUAUAAUUAAAAAAAUAAAAUAUGACUCAACAACAAAUACAUUCAAUGGGUUUUCUACACCACUUGAUUGUGGAGUACCGAUUAAAGAAUAUUAUCAAACUGAUUCAUUUGAUACAUUGAGAAUCUGGUUUAAUUCAAUUGAAAAAGCAUCAUUACUCAAUGUACAUAUGGUUCAGCCUAUUCCAGCUUCAAAUCAAAGUAUUAUUCCAAGUCCUUUUCUACUAUCAGCAUAUGGAAUUGAUAAUACCGCUACAGCAAAUGAUAUAUUACAAAGAUGGUGGUAUAUAUUCAACCAGUGUUUACAAAGAAAUAUAAGAAUUAUUGGUUUUUCUACUGAUGCUGAUGCUAAAUACGUACGCGCUAUGAGAUUAAUGAGUGGUUUUUUCGGAUCUCUCCCUAAUUUUCAAGUUCAUCGACAUCCACAAGCUUUUGAAAUAAAAACAACGUCACAUUGGCCUUGGUUUUAUUUACGUGAACAACAGGUUUUAUUAUUUUUUCAAGACGCAACACAUUUGGUAACCAAAUGGCGUAAUCGUUUAUGA
Messenger RNA from Rotaria sp. Silwood1, 1143 nucleotides. NCBI's taxonomy places the organism in Eukaryota, Metazoa, Rotifera, Eurotatoria, Philodinida, Philodinidae. The record is from the annotation of a GenBank genome assembly.